This is a messenger RNA of Symbiodinium sp. CCMP2592, 1209 nucleotides long. The record is from the annotation of a GenBank genome assembly. NCBI's taxonomy places the organism in Eukaryota, Dinophyceae, Suessiales, Symbiodiniaceae.
AUGGACACUGCCGUGGACGACAUCGCAGAGGAGGAGGGUGGCAUCGACGAGGAUCGGGCGCAGAACCGUGCCGCUCGUUCGUUGGAGGCACGAUGGCGGUGGGAGUCACUGCUGGAGGAUGGGGCCAUCGGAAGAGCCCCGCCGCCGGCGGCAAGGCCGGCAGCCCCAAAGAUGGCAGCGCCAGUUUCUGAGGCCGAAGAGACUGCUUUGCGCCGUGGCGUCAUCCGCUAUGUGUACUUGGCCGUAGACAUGACGGCCACGGCUGCACGUACCGACAUCCGGCCACGACGUUUGGAUUUCCUUUGCCAAGCUGCAACCCGCUUUUCGGCGCGGUUCCUUGCAGAGAAUCCGCUAUCCGAGAUUGGGCUGCUAGUCCUCCGUGAUGGCAAAUGCCAGGCCCUCGCACCUCUGGGUACGGCGCCGGCCACGCUGCGAAGCUGCCUGGCAACGGCGGCACAAGAGGGUCCUUCCGGCCGCACAGCGGCCGUUGCAGCGCUGCAGCGCGCUGCAGAAGGGCUGGGCGGGGCACCACCCCAUGGCUCGCGCGAGCUCUUAAUGCUUUUCACAUCGGUCUCCACCUGCAACCUGCAGGAUUUGAGUAUGGAGGACGUGGGGCGAACGCUGCGAGAACGCAAAGUCCAGGUUUCGGUCGUUUCCCUCAGCCCGGAGAUCUACAUGCUGAAGCGGGUCUGCGUCGAUACCUUUGGGCGCUUUGAUGUCGCAAUGAACACGAAGCACUUCGAGGACCUCCUCAGCUCCCACCUCUCUGCGCCCGCCUGCACCGCCGGACAGUUGGCACCGAAGCUCGUUCGCAUGGGUUUCCCAAAGAUGUUGCGGCCGGAGGCAAAAAAGCAGCCAGAAACCUGUACUUGCCACCUCGAAGUGCACGGAACUUUGUAUGUUUGCCCUCGAUGUUCUGCUCGGAGCUGCGGCCUGCCCAGCCGCUGCAAAAUCUGCGACCUUCCUCUGGUGUCGGCCAGUGUGCUUGCGAGGGCCUUCAGGAGUGUGGUACCGCUGCCGGCCUUUUCCGAAGGUCUGCCGGCAACUUCCUGCGGAGCUUGCCUUCUGCCUAUCCACUCGUCAGGGCGCCAGUGUCCCAGUUGCAAAGCCAGCUUUUGCCAGGCCUGUGAUGACUUUAUGCACACCACGCUUCGGCAAUGCCCAAGCUGUCUUGCCCAUGGCGGCGCAGCGAGACUUAGCCGGGAGUAG